AUGAGCAAACCAGUGGUCGUCAACUCCUCAGAGGAAUUCUCCCGGCUACUUACCUCGUCGAAGGUUGUUGUAGCAGACUUCUACGCGACCUGGUGUGGGCCAUGUACGAUUAUCGCCCCCGUUUUCGAGGAACUGGCCGCGCCGUUCUCGUGGCCGGAUGUCACAUUUGUUAAGAUCGAUGUCGACAAACAACAAGACAUCGCCCGGGCUUUUAAGGUCGCAGCUAUGCCGACGUUCUUAAUAUUCAAGGACGGUAAGGUCGUCGAUACAGUGCGUGGCGCCGAUUCGAAAGGCCUCACCAGCGCAGUCAAGAAACACACAUUAGGACUCGAGGGUGGAGAAUCAGCCAGUGGGGGCGCCGAUUCUUCGCCAGGCAGCACUUGGCUGGGCGCCGCCGUACCCAGGGGCUAUCAGGAUAUCACAGCGGCGGUUGAAGUCAAAGGAAUCGACUUGCUCAACUGCAACAAUGACGUUGCUCCCGGCCGAACACUCUUCGAUGCCUCUCAGCCUUCAGCGUUAACGCCCAAAGCCAAGUCAGAUGCUAAACCGGACUGGGUGGAAAGUGAUACUGACGAGCAGUUGAUGUUGUUCAUGCCGUUCAAGGCCUCGCUCAAGGUCCAUUCGAUACAGAUCACCUCCAUUAUUCCACCCAAAGUAGAGGACGAAGAGAUGCCCGUGCGCCCGAAGACGCUGAAAUUGUACGUCAAUCCGUCGCAUAUCAUCAAUUUCGACGAGGCAGAUGAUACGGAACCCACCCAGCAAGCCGUUAUCGCGCCGUCAGACUGGGAUGCAAAGACGGGAACGGCAAAGGUGGAGCUGCGGUUUGUGAAAUUCCAGCGCGUCACGUCCUUGGUGGUAUAUUUUGUUGAUGGAGAUGGGGAUGCAGAAAAGAUCCGGGUGGAUAGGAUAAGACUGUUCGGAGAAACUGGUGAGCAACUUGAGAUGGGCAAGCUGGUCAAGUUCGGAGAGGGAGCAGAGUGA
Ophidiomyces ophidiicola is the source of this 981-nucleotide messenger RNA. It is a transcript of the gene txl1, whose product is annotated as Thioredoxin-like protein 1. NCBI's taxonomy places the organism in Eukaryota, Fungi, Ascomycota, Eurotiomycetes, Onygenales, Onygenaceae. Gene Ontology annotation, molecular function: protein-disulfide reductase activity. The transcript is spliced from 3 exons. The record is from RefSeq and is a predicted model, not a curated record. Bases 1 to 981 code for a protein of 326 amino acids.